GGAGGCGCGCCUGUGCGCGGCACGGGCGUCGCGAACACGCCGCGCGUCCACGAGAAAGGGAGGUGUGGGCCCGGGUGGGGUGGGGGGAGGGCCGGGUGUCGGCGCGCUUAGCGUGCGGGAUCCGGGUGGCUGCGGGCGGCCUGGGCUGCCCGGCCGACGCCUGCUGCGAUAUGGCGAUCCUGGGCGCGGAGGGCUGAGGAGGCGCCGCCGCGGUGGCCGCGGGCCCCGGAGCCGCAGCUUCGCGCGGGGUUGUCUCCUCACCAGACUAUGAGCUCCUUGACAGAAGAAAUCGUAUCUUACUCAUCUUUGUAUCCUCAGUGUCUGGCACAAUUCUUGAAACACAAGUCAAGGUCAAUUUUGGGACAUGGCCACUGCUUCACCAAGGUCUGAUACUAGUGAUAACCACAGUGGGAGGUUACAGUUAAAGGUAACUGUUUCUAGUGCCAAACUAAAAAGAAAAAAGAACUGGUUUGGAACAGCAACGUACACUGAAGUCAUCGUAGAUGGGGAAAUUAAGAAAACAGCAAAAUCCAGUAGUUCUUCUAAUCCAAAAUGGGAUGAGCAGCUGAUUGUAAAUGUGACCCCACAGACCACCUUGGAGUUUCGAAUUUGGAGUCACCACACUUUAAAAGCAGAUGCUCUGUUAGGAAGAGCAACAGUGGACUUGAAACAAGUGCUGUUAACACACAACAGGAAAUUAGAAAAAGUGAAAGAAAUAUUAAAACUUUUUUUGGAAAACAAGAAUGGCAUAGUGCAAACUGGUGAAUUGACAGUUGUGCUUGAUGGAUUAGUGAUUGAGCAAGAAAAUCUGACCAACCACAACUCUUCUCCAACCAUAGACAUCCAGCAGAAUGGUGAUGCCUUACAUGAGAAUGGAGACUCCUCGACAAGGACAACUGCCGGGUUGGCUGUUGAAGGGACUAUUGGACUAGAUAAUCAUGUACCAACAAACACUGUUGUUUCCAGCUCAUGCUGUUCACACGUAGUUAAUGGAGAAAACACACCUUCAUCCCCGUCUCAGGUUGCUGCCAGACCCAAAAAUACUCCAGCUCCAAAACCACUCACAUCUGAGCCCACCAGUGAUACAGUUAAUGGAGAAUCAUCUUCAUCUGUCGUAGCUGAUAAUACUUCCACCAUGGGUACUCCACUACUGUCUGAAGAAACCACCUCAACUUCCCAUUGCACUAGCACCACCAUUCAGGAGCCUCCUGUCCAAGGACCCCCGGCAUCCUCAGAACACAGUGAAUGUAUUCCCUCUACCAGUGCCGAAAUGGGACCAGAAGCUCAGAGCCUCAUAGACCCUGAUUCUGAUUCCAGAAAUGAUUCUGUUUUUGACAAAUUAAGGCAGCCAGAAGGGUUUGCGGAACCUCUGAGGCCACGGUCUAGAAAUGCGAAUAAUGAAUCUUUGCCAUCAGGCUGGGAACAGAGAAAAGAUCCUCAUGGUAGAACCUAUUAUGUGGAUCAUAAUACUAGAACUACCACAUGGGAGAGACCACAGCCUUUGCCUCCAGGUUGGGAAAGAAGAGUUGAUGACCGUGGAAGAGUAUAUUAUGUGGAUCAUAACACCAGAACAACAACCUGGCAGCGGCCAACCAUGGAAUCUGUUCGAAAUUUUGAACAGUGGCAAUCUCAGCGGAAUCAAUUGCAGGGAGCUAUGCAACAAUUCAACCAACGAUACCUCUAUUCGGCUUCAAUGUUAGCUGCAGAAAAUGAUCCAUAUGGACCUUUACCUCCAGGCUGGGAAAAAAGAGUGGAUUCAACAGACAGAGUUUACUUUGUGAAUCAUAAUACAAAAACUACCCAAUGGGAAGACCCAAGAACUCAAGGCUUACCAAAUGAAGAGCCCCUGCCAGAAGGCUGGGAGAUCAGGUAUACUCGAGAAGGUGUUAGGUACUUUGUGGAUCAUAACACAAGAACAACAACAUUCAAAGAUCCUCGCAAUGGGAAGUCGUCUGUAGCUAAAGGUGGUCCACAGAUUGCUUAUGAACGCAGCUUUAGGUGGAAGCUUGCUCAUUUCCGUUACUUGUGCCAGUCUAAUGCACUGCCUAGUCACGUAAAGAUCAAUGUGUCCCGCCAGACUUUAUUCGAAGAUUCCUUCCAACAGAUUAUGGCAUUGAAACCGUAUGACUUAAGGAGGCGAUUAUAUGUAAUAUUUAGAGGAGAAGAAGGCCUUGAUUAUGGUGGUCUUGCAAGAGAAUGGUUUUUCUUGCUUUCCCAUGAAGUUUUGAACCCAAUGUAUUGCUUAUUUGAGUAUGCAGGCAAGAAUAACUAUUGUUUACAGAUAAAUCCAGCAUCAACCAUAAAUCCUGAUCAUCUUUCAUACUUCUGUUUUAUUGGUCGCUUUAUUGCAAUGGCACUAUUCCAUGGGAAGUUUAUUGAUACUGGUUUCUCUUUACCAUUCUACAAACGUAUGCUAAGUAAAAAACUCACUAUUAAGGAUUUGGAAUCUAUUGAUACUGAAUUUUAUAACUCCCUUAUCUGGAUAAGAGACAACAACAUUGAAGAAUGUGGCUUAGAAAUGUAUUUUUCUGUCGACAUGGAGAUUCUGGGAAAAGUUACUUCACAUGACCUGAAGUUGGGAGGUUCCAAUAUCCUGGUGACUGAAGAAAACAAAGAUGAAUAUAUUGGUUUAAUGACAGAAUGGCGUUUUUCUCGAGGAGUUCAAGAACAGACCAAAGCUUUCCUUGAUGGAUUUAAUGAAGUUGUUCCCCUGCAGUGGCUACAAUACUUUGAUGAAAAAGAAUUGGAGGUUAUGCUGUGUGGCAUGCAAGAGGUUGACUUGGCAGACUGGCAGAGAAACACUGUGUACCGACAUUAUACAAGAAACAGCAAGCAAAUUAUUUGGUUUUGGCAGUUUGUGAAAGAGACUGACAAUGAAGUAAGAAUGCGACUCUUGCAGUUUGUCACUGGAACCUGCCGAUUACCUCUAGGAGGAUUUGCUGAGCUCAUGGGAAGUAAUGGGCCUCAAAAGUUUUGUAUUGAAAAAGUUGGCAAAGAUACCUGGUUACCAAGAAGUCAUACAUGUUUUAAUCGCUUGGAUCUACCACCAUAUAAGAGUUAUGAACAACUAAAGGAAAAACUUCUUUUUGCAAUAGAAGAGACAGAGGGAUUUGGACAAGAAUGAAUGUGGCUUCUUGUCUUGGAGGAGCUCUUGCAUUAAAUACCCCAGCUGAGAAAAAUUGCACAGAUAGUGUAUAUAAGCUGUUCAUUCUGUACAGUUAAUUUUCUGAAUCUUUCAAAGUGUGUUUUCCAUUCUUCCACAGAAAUAUGCAAAACAUUUCAUCAUUUUCUACUUUAUUUAUUGUUCCCUUGAAAUGACUGACCAGGAAAAGAUCAUCCUUAAAUUUUUGAAGCAAGCAAGAGAAUUUAUUAAGAAGUAUAUAUCUAUAUAAGCAUAUGACAGUGGCUCUAGUUUUAUAGAGCGCCGGGUGUAUUAAACAUGGCAACCGUUCAUUCAUAAAGCUCUGAAUUUGCUUUGCUAUGUUUCUGUUAUCCAGGGGAAAAGUGCAAAUGUUCCAUGUUCUUCUUCCAAGGUGAUAUCUGAUUGUGUUUACUUGCAUGACUGUUCAGGAAGGUAUUUAGGACUAGGCCAACUCUUACUUUAAGUGUAUUUUAAAAUGCUGCUGGCUUUUUUGAAGACUAUACUUCAAUGUACUGAGUUCGAAAUGAACAGAUAAAAAAAUCCAUCAUUAUAUCAGUAAACACAGAAGUCAUGUAAUAGAUUCAGUAGUGUCUAAGAGCAGCUAGAAUUGAUUUGCCAAGCAGCAGAGGUCCAUUUACAUGUUACUUUGGGAUGCUGGGUAUUUGUGGAAUUUCAGAGAAUGAGGCAUUUCUGUACUUAACUUGUAAUGUGCUUCAAAUUUAAUUAAUAAUAAAUUGAUAGUUAUUACUUAGGAAUAUAUAAAAGGUACUGAACUUUGAUGCUUUUGUGCUCAAGGUUUAGUUUAAAGAAAUUAGAGAUGUAAUUGAAUGGAUCAAAAAGUUACGUGAGUAUUUAAACACUCAUACUGAGAACUAUUACUGUUUGAAUAUCCCCUUUUCCUUUAAAAUUCAUAAAAAUUGUUUCUAAAUUUAGUAGGUACUUUAAAACAUCCCUUGUGCUCCCCACCCCCAAUUUUAUAUAGUUCAAGUUUUCUCCAAAUAACACUGAUUUUCAUUAUAAGGGCAUUCAUGGUGUAUGAAAAAAAGUUAAAAUCUAAUGUGAAUUAUAUUGCUACUUUUAGCAACUGGGCUUCCUGAUUAAUAUAAAAAUUUUCCAUUUUUAUCCUUUCACUAUGCACUGCAAAGUUCAUUAACUUAAAAUUUUGUAACUAUGAAAUUCACUUAGAAUUACAACUUCUACUCACUAGUUUAGUUUUGCCAAGAUUUUAUUUUUCUACAUAUUUAGAUUAUGUUCUUCAGUUUUAUUCAAAAUUCAAAAAGAAAAAAAUAAAAACAGUAAUUCACUUAGUUGAAUAAACUACAGAAAAUCUGGUUAUUUUCAAGCUUAAAGAAUUUUUUAAUUCUAAUAUAUGGCAAGUUAUAUAGUAGAGGAUGACCAGUCUUCAAAAGUACUGCAUAAAUUAUUCUGUAACAUAAUAAACUUGCUAUGAUUGAAAGUAUUGGCUUUCUUUCAGUGGAGGUAUUUGAGACUAUUCAUUUUGCAGAUGUGGUUCAAGAUGGUGUUCAGGGAAGUCAUGUUUCCUGCACUGCAGUAUUCUGAGUAAACUGAUGCCAAACAAAUAUAGUUUAUUAUAGGCUCAUGAAUCUUAACAUUUAAUUAAACAUUAACAUGAUCUAGUAAACACUGGAGAAGCCAAAUAGAUCAUUUGUUGAAACAUGAAAUAAAAGUUCUCCUGUAACAUACCCUACUUCUUAAUCUAUUGAACAUAGAAAUCAAGUUUAAAGUCAACUGGGAAUUUGAAAUAAAUCUAAAAGUGCUAAUUCCUAAAUUCUAAAUGCUCCAAAAUUCAACCAAGGAAAUGCAAUUAAAAUGAUGAUAGUAUUUCCUUUAAAGUACUAAUUCUAUGUCUUUCUUGUGAACAUCCUCUUGGUCCUUGUGUUUUGUUUUCAUUAUGCCUUUUUUUUUUUUUUUUUUUUUUUAGAUUUUUUUGAGACAGGGUUUCUCCGUAGCUUUUUGGUUCCUGUCCUGGAACUAGCUCUUGUAGACCAGGCUGGCCUCGAACUCCCAGAGAUCCGCCUGCCUCUGCCUCCCGAGUGCUGGGAUUGAAGGUGUGCGCCACCACCGCCUGGCCUUCAUUAUGCCUUUCUAAGAUGAGACAAAUUGAAAAACUAUUUUGUAGCAUCCAUUGCCUGUUGAUGGUCCACUGAAUAUUUUGUCAUCAAGAAGUGAAAACAGGUUUGCUGCCAAAUAAGAGAGAAAAGGGGACAACCAAAUAACCAAACAGACCCCCAGCUUUCCCCUGGUGUGGUUAGAGGCCUAGGCUCCCCUACCCACUGUACUAUCAAUAAACAAAUUCAAAUUCAGGUUUCAUACAAUCCUCAAAGGGAGGAGACACUUAAGGAGAGGAAAUCACCCAUUGCCUGUGUCUGUAGUAUAUUUGGCAUAUAGAAUACUACAAACUAUAUGUGCAUAGGGAUAUUAACCUUUUUAAACAAAGUGAGGUCUAGAAUGCACACAGAAAUAGUCAGAUGGAAGUUCUACAGGAAGGAGAAAUAAUGGCAUUAAAGGGUGCAUUCUCUGAGUAGUGGUCUCACCUUUGGGUACACAUCAAGAACCAAGGUGACCUUAUGAAUAGCUCCUGGGAAAACAGCAAUUUCGAAAAUACACAGAAUCUCGUAUCUACCUGGUCAUUUAUCCCAUGAUAAUAUGUAUACAUAAAACCAUAGGUCAUAACAGCUUUAAAUUUUUUAUUAGUGUAUAUUCACUUUACACAAAAUAACAGGUUUAACAUUGUGACAUUUUCAUAUGUGCUCUGACAUGUCCAGCCAGCCAUUACAUCCUUCCUCUUUCCAAGUAAUCUGCCCUCUACUUUGAUGUUGUUUUUUGGUUUGUUUAAUUUGCAUCUACAUGCAGUACCCACCUGAGUUUCUAUUGGUUUAACAAGAUCAUCUUCAGUUCCAUCGUUUUGGCUGCAAAUGAGUUAAUUUCACUUUUUAUGGCUGAAUAAAACUGGUUUGUUAAUAUA
Alexandromys fortis (reed vole) is the source of this 6128-nucleotide messenger RNA. RefSeq names its product WW domain containing E3 ubiquitin protein ligase 1 (gene Wwp1). Gene Ontology annotation, cellular component: cytoplasm. Gene Ontology annotation, molecular function: protein binding; calcium ion binding; ubiquitin protein ligase activity. NCBI's taxonomy places the organism in Eukaryota, Metazoa, Chordata, Mammalia, Rodentia, Cricetidae. The record is from RefSeq and is a predicted model, not a curated record. The transcript is spliced from 25 exons. Bases 365 to 3124 code for a protein of 919 amino acids. Gene Ontology annotation, biological process: proteasome-mediated ubiquitin-dependent protein catabolic process; protein polyubiquitination.